Daphnia pulex (common water flea) is the source of this 1397-nucleotide messenger RNA. RefSeq lists its product as uncharacterized. The record is from RefSeq and is a predicted model, not a curated record. The transcript is spliced from 4 exons. The coding region runs from base 715 to 1032 and encodes 105 amino acids. NCBI's taxonomy places the organism in Eukaryota, Metazoa, Arthropoda, Branchiopoda, Diplostraca, Daphniidae.
AAUUAGAAAUUAGUCAGUUUCAGGCUUUCAGCUACUUUGGACAUCCCUGUAAAAAUGAUCGACAGUUACUGUGUAGUAAGUUAUUUGUGAUAACAAAGUCCACUUGUGAAAUUUCCGAUAAUUGCUAUUUUUUUUAUCUACUGUCAGUUUCUAAAUUCGAUGAUAAGUAAGUGUGUAAAUAUUCCUGUGACGCCGAAAGGAACCCAACAUAAUUUAUUUUUUAAAAUUUUCUUUUCCGUCCGAAUCUAGUCGUCCGUGGAUUGCUAAGGGCUGUCACUAGGUGGCUAAAUAUUUCAGUGUGUUUAGGGAUUGAACUAUUCGACCCUAGUGCGUCAAAGCCCUGACUGCAGAUUCCUGUCUUUUCUUUCCAGACGGUGUCCGAGAACGUUGGGCGAGGCAUUGCGAGGUAAUUGUGUUCCUGAAAGUGUUCGUCAGAAAAAUGGUAACUACCUGUAUUCUAUAUGGUUAUCGAAAAUGAGAUUUUUGUGCGUGGUGAAUUUACAAGUAACAUGUUCAUCAACGUGUACAAUCCCAUCAUCAUGUGUUCUGCUGUAUAAUUUCCUAAAAUGUCGUCACUUGCUUUACGUUGCACGUUUCGUCACAAGAUGAGGUAUUUCCACGCCAUUCGUCUUCGAUCAAGUUGAACCGAAAGUGAACUAAUAUAAAGCAACAUAUCGAAGAUCGUGCCUUUAUCCACGUGGUCGCUGCCGUGUCAUGAAGAAGUUGAGAGGGUCUCUUCUUUAUUGCAAGACAAAUGUGAUGAAAAGAAGAAAUCUGAGAAGCAGUGUCAAUGUGAUGCUGCAUACUGUCAAUGGAGCUGGUGUUAUCCACAAGUUUAGAAGCAAAACUAGAAGCACAGCUGCAAGAACACAUCUCGAAAUGGAUGGUGGAAAUUUGCCGUGGUUUUGCAGUCUGCUGCCUGUUCAAGCUGUUGCUAUCCUGGAUUUUGCCUUAAUCCUUGAAAUAGCAGAUGUUGGUGGCAUCCAGAUGUUGCUGUGGCAGUGUGGCAGUGAAAUUCGGGUUGAAGAUUAAAAUACUUUCGUCUGAUAAAUGUUUAUCGAUCCAUGUAGCGUAUGAUUGAAGUAACUUGAUAUUAAUUUGCUAUUCCAUGUCACAUGUUGCAGCCUGUGUUGGUGAGAGUUCUUUGACACUAAGUUCUAUCUGCUGUUGAUGUUGGAUAUGAUAUUACCUUUAUCCACAUCCACAUGAUAUCAAAUUAUUCCUUAUUAAUUGAUGGCCAAACCUCCUAAGUCAAACCUGCAAUCUUGUGUUAUGUCAACUUCAUUGUUUAUAUCUUAUCACAUUUCACUUGUAAUCUAUAUAAAUAUAAAUAAUACCCAAAUUAAAAAAUACCAAUCAACUGAAAUGCUUUAAAUAGAAUGAAAUAAAUCUAAAUA